AUGGAGACGAUGGAGUUGGACAAUGACACAAGAGGCUGGAUCAUGGCCCUUGUGAGCGGCAUUGCUUGUGUUCUGGGCGCCAGCGUCAUUUGUGUUGACUGGCUUGUCCGACUACUUCCGGGCAAGAAGAACUUUCGUGUACAGGACAGCGACGCUUUCUUGGCUUCGUCGCUAAGCCUGAGUUUCGGCGUCAUGAUAUUCAUGUCCCUGUACAGCAUGCUGCCCGAGGCCAAGAGCUAUCUCAAGAAAGGGGGCUUUGAUGAGCAGCCAGCAGGGUUUCUGCUGAUUGGCUCUUUUGUCGGCGGUUUCUUGGGUAUCCAGAUCAUAUCUCGACUGUGCCAUCGCUUUUUGCCUUCGCAUGUCGUUGAUUGCGACCAUACUCACAAGGAGCAGGCCGAGGACGAUCACUCACACCAUAAUGGCGAUGCUCAUCGACAUCACUCACAUGGUGGUAGCUUUCAUAGGCACCGCCAACCUAGCCACCAGCAUGUGCACGAGGAGAAUGGGGCAAACGGACAUGCUACCGAAUCGACUCCUCUGCUGGGAGGAGACCUCAUGCACGAUGACGACCACGAUACAGAGCAAUCAAAAGCUGUCACCGAGGUAAAUGACAACUCGGAAGAAUCGGCGACUUCAAAGCCAGCUCGCCCCAGAGAAGCCACAGUCAAUAGACGGCCAUCGAUGGUACAGCUCAUCACAAAACGAGUCACGUCGUUUGCUGCUGAUUCGAAAGCUAAUUGCGAUGCAAAUGGACCGUGCCAUGGCUUCUCAGACCCAUGUGGGCAGGAAUGCUUCAAGGCAGUCAACAGUCGUUCAUCAUCCAACCUAUCACGACCCCCGACUUUUAUGCGCACUACAACGGAGACAGCAGCUCAGGCAAACAUGCAGACACUGCGUGAGGAGCCUAAUGAGUUGCUCGCGCCUCACCAGACAUGGGCCCCACAGCGACGUACGAGUCGAGCACGCUCGCGAGGCCCCAGCCGCGACUGGAGUAACAACCGCGUUCCACAAGACGACUGUGUGUCUGAGGACUCGGUCGAUUUGGAGGCACAGCACCAUCACCACGUCCCCGAGAACGCCUAUCUGUCCAUCGGACUCCAAACCUCGAUUGCCAUUGCCCUACACAAAUUCCCCGAGGGCUUCAUUACUUACGCGACCAACCAUGCCAACCCGUCGCUUGGAUUUAAUGUAUUUCUUGCACUAUUUGUGCACAACAUCUCCGAGGGAUUUGCCAUGGCUCUACCGCUGUACAUGGCCCUCAACAGUCGACUCAAGGCCAUGGGCUGGUCAUUCCUCUUGGGUGGUUUGAGUCAACCACUUGGUGCUGGUAUCGCAGUGCUUUGGUUCAAGAUCGCCAAACACACCAACAUGACGCCUGACAAUGUGGCAUAUGGCUGUCUCUUUGCAGUCACGGCUGGUAUCAUGGCAAGCGUGGCAUUGCAGCUCUUUGUGGAAAGUCUGAGCUUGAACCACAACCGCAACAUGAGCAUUCUAUUUGCAUUUCUCGGCAUGGCAUUAUUGGGUCUCAGCACUGCAUUCACUUCGCAUGCCCAUUAA
Messenger RNA from Pestalotiopsis fici W106-1, 1557 nucleotides. RefSeq lists its product as uncharacterized. Gene Ontology annotation, biological process: zinc ion transmembrane transport. Gene Ontology annotation, cellular component: membrane. NCBI's taxonomy places the organism in Eukaryota, Fungi, Ascomycota, Sordariomycetes, Amphisphaeriales, Sporocadaceae. Gene Ontology annotation, molecular function: zinc ion transmembrane transporter activity. The transcript has 3 exons. The record is from RefSeq and is a predicted model, not a curated record. Bases 1 to 1557 code for a protein of 518 amino acids.